UAUAUAGAUGGGCUACCGCCAUGACCUUUCGAUUCCGUUUCGAUACGGCAGGAUAGCUCUUCCUAUUUGCUCGCUCUCUCCGUCUCUCGACGAAUCAAAAUAAAUCUGCAAUUGAAGAACGAGAAGGAUAUCGUAAUCUUGAUUUUAAUUUUUAAUUGAAGGGAGAAACAUGUCGUUCGACUUGCAAUUGAAGCCGUCAUGCAGUGGAUGUGGGUCGAAUUCGGAUUUGUACGGGAGUAAUUGCAAGCACAUGACCCUGUGCUUGACCUGUGGGAAAACGAUGGCUGAGAAUCGUGGCAAAUGCUAUGAAUGUGGCACGACUAUCACACGCUUGAUUCGAGAAUAUAAUGUCCGAGCAAGUCCAAGCAGCGAUAAGAACUUCUUCAUUGGUAGAUUCGUGUCAGGGUUACCAAAUUUUUCAAAGAAGAAAAAUGCUGAAAAUAAAUGGUCUCUGCAGAAAGAAGGACUACAAGGUCGCCAACUCACUGAUGCCUUGCGGGAGAAGUACAAGAACAAACCCUGGCUUUUGGAGGACGAGACAGGGCUGUCUCAAUACCAGGGUCAACUUGAAGGGGCACAAUCGGCAACUUAUUACCUACUGAUGAUGCAAGGAAAAGAGUUUUCUGCCAUUCCUGCUGGUUCAUGGUACAACUUUAAUAAGGUUGCACAAUAUAAACAACUUACCUUGGAGGAAGCCGAAGAAAAGAUGAAAAACAGGAAAAAGACUGCAGAUGGAUAUCAAAGAUGGAUUAUGAAAGCUGCAACUAAUGGAGCUGCUGCGUUUGGUGAAGUGGAGAAGUUGAAUGAUGAGGAGAAUGAUUCUGGUGGUGGGAGGGGACGGAAAAAGAAAGCUGGUGAUGAUGAUGAAGGUAAUGUCUCAGAUAGGGGUGAGGAAGAUGAAGAGGAGGAGGCUGAAAGGAAUAAUAGACUUGGACUUAACAGAAGAGGUGGUGACGAUGAUGAGGAAGGUCGAAGGGGUGGCGAUCAUGAUUUGGACGAUGAUGAUAUUGAGAAGGGUGAUGAUUGGGAACAUGAAGAAACCUUUACGGAUGAUGAUGAGGCUGUUGGUAAUGAUCCUGAGGAACGGGAAGACUUGGCCCCUGACCUUCCUGCUCCUCCAGAAAUAAAAGAGGAUGAAGAUGAGGAAGAUGAAGAAAAUGGGGAAACAAAACUGAGCAUAUCAGGAAAAGAAUUGAAGAAAUUACUCGGAAGGACUGCUGGUCUGAAUGACUCAGAUGUGGAAGAAGAUGAUGACGAUGAUGAUAUGGAAGAUGAGGGCUUUUCUCCUGUACAGGCUCCCAAACAAAAGGAUGCACUGAAGGAAGAACCUACUGACAGUAGCCCAUCAAAACCAGCACCUUCUGGUUCUGCACGAGGAACCCCAUCUUCGAAGUCAGCAAAAACAAAGAGAAAGUCAAAUGGUGAUGAUGUAAAAGCACCUAAUGGAGCACCUCCGAAGAAGAUUAAAACAGAAAAUGAAUUAAAAUCUUCUGCUAAAAAUGAAAGUCUUCCUGCUUCUAAAAGUGGUGUGCCCCCAAAAGGUGCUACAGCACCCCCACAAUCAUCAUCGAAAGUAGGCUCAACAUCAUCUACUGAGCCUGUAACUGAAGAUGAAAUCAGGGCUGUCUUAAUGCAAAAGACCCCUGUGACCACCCAGGAUCUCGUUGCAAAGUUCAGGACACGACUGAAAUCCAUAGAGCAGGACAAGAGAGCUUUUGCGGAUAUUCUGAAGAGAAUUUCUAGGAUUCACAAGACUAAUAACGGGUCUGGUUACAUUGUGCUGAAAGAUAAGUGAUGAUUCGAUCCCAUGGGUCAACUUCGUCGCCGACUCAUAAUGGUCUUGAACUGCAAUUGGAGUGACUUUUGACUUGCUGCUUAUGUUUCCUUCUUUUCUCACUAGAGUAGCCCAGUGAUGACUGCAAAGACCUUCUGUUAUGGGCCUCAAAUUGAACUGUCAAAAGGUUCCGUUGAUACGAGAGUAGUGAUGCUAAUGUACCACUACCAGUAUAUGUUUCAUGGAUCUGUUUGCUUGCAUUGACAACAAUUUGUGUUUCUUCUUCCUAUGUGUAAACAACGUCUAGCAUUAUAAGAUGUGUGGUUUAUUUAUGCUAUACAUGAUAUGGAAAUGUUAAUAUGCAUCAAUCAUCUGAUCA
Messenger RNA from Tripterygium wilfordii, 2153 nucleotides. RefSeq names its product transcription initiation factor IIF subunit alpha. Gene Ontology annotation, cellular component: transcription factor TFIIF complex; nucleus. Lineage: Eukaryota; Viridiplantae; Streptophyta; Magnoliopsida; Celastrales; Celastraceae. The transcript is spliced from 10 exons. Gene Ontology annotation, molecular function: DNA binding; RNA polymerase II general transcription initiation factor activity; TFIIF-class transcription factor complex binding. The coding region runs from base 170 to 1795 and encodes 541 amino acids. The record is from RefSeq and is a predicted model, not a curated record. Gene Ontology annotation, biological process: transcription initiation at RNA polymerase II promoter; positive regulation of transcription elongation by RNA polymerase II.